This is a messenger RNA of Talaromyces atroroseus, 2175 nucleotides long. RefSeq lists its product as hypothetical. The transcript has 2 exons. The record is from RefSeq and is a predicted model, not a curated record. The coding region runs from base 1 to 2175 and encodes 724 amino acids. Gene Ontology annotation, molecular function: DNA binding; DNA-binding transcription factor activity, RNA polymerase II-specific. Gene Ontology annotation, biological process: regulation of transcription by RNA polymerase II. Lineage: Eukaryota; Fungi; Ascomycota; Eurotiomycetes; Eurotiales; Trichocomaceae. Gene Ontology annotation, cellular component: nucleus; RSC-type complex.
AUGAGCUUCCUACACCGUUCCGCCUACCCUUAUGGCACGCAUGCUGGUAUACCCAUGGAUCAUGGCCACCCCAUCGCCCACCCGGCAAUGGCAAACGCCAUGGAUGCCUAUCUGUUGACCCACUCGCCCUACGAAAUGACCGACUAUUACGCUCACAUGCCCAUGAUGGAGGAUUACGAGGAAUACGCCGAGAAUCUCUCGCGCCCCCGCUUGACCAAGGAGCAAGUCGAUACGCUUGAGGCUCAAUUCCAGGCUCAUCCUAAACCCAACAGUAAUGUGAAGCGCCAAUUGGCCCUUCAAACCAAUCUCAGUUUGCCUCGUGUCGCGAACUGGUUUCAAAACCGACGCGCCAAGGCCAAACAGCAAAGACGCCAGGAAGAAUUCGAGCGUAUGCAACGGGAGGCAAAGGAGAAGGAUGGCCAGGCCAAAGUGAGAGACGAAGAAUCGACCGAUGGGCAAUCUGAGCGAGGUCAGAAAAGUCCCGCUCGAAAGAAUGAUGGCAAUAACAGCCCCAACCGGAAAUCUUUGACUCCGACACAAGCUUCCAGCAACAAUAAUGAUCGUUCCCAGAAUUCAGACGCGUCGUCAGUAUCUCGACACAAACAUCACAAGACAGGAAGUGAUAUCACCCGGGAGAAAACCUUCGCUUCUUUGCAACGAGCCUUGGAUGCUGCAGUUGCCGCUCGGGAUCAUCACACUCGGGCUACGGAAGGAAGUAUCUCGGCAGGAACUGUGGAUAUUGGAUUUGAUGUACCACAGACAAAUAUGUCCGCUUCCAACACUCCCCAAAAUUCCAUAAACUCGGCUUAUUCAGAAUGGGGUAGCAGUCGGGAUUCAUCAAUUGCUUGGACACCGUCGCAAAGUCCAGAAGAUGGGUUUGAGUUCGGCAGUCUCAAUGCGGUUCCAUUUGCCUCGGAAGACCAGCUUACAGUUGCACAUAUGGACAACUCGCCCAGUGCAGAUUUAACCGGGUCACAUGGCUUUGGAGGUAUGAAUCCUCGCACACAACAGCUUUGGAGCGCCCAGCUGCAAGGAAGGCCAGACGUUCAUUCUUCCGAAUCUAUGUACGGACCAUUCUCGCUUCAACCGCCAUCUGCCUCUUCAUCAAGACGGGCUUCAGCCUGUGAGGAGCUUGCCGAAACUGUAAACGGCAUCGGCAUUCAUAAUACAUCACUUUCUAGCACCAUGGAGGGGCCCAUGUGGCGACGGCCAGAGAAAGAACUGGACCUUGCGGCGCGCCGUAAGAGGCCCAGGCCCGCUGCCAUUGGUACUGCUGCGGCGCAUCAUCGACUUGUAGCCGGACCGUCCGCUGUGUCACCCAACACACGGAUGCCGAGUUUUGGGGCCCCUCAUCAUCAUACCCUUAGACAUGCCAAAUCUUCCCAUACUCUAGGCUCACGGUAUGCAGGCGUCCGGAAAUUUUCUGCUCCUCAACGCUCGCCUCUGGGAUUUGCGAACUUUGCGGAUGCUGCUAGUGGUGCAUCGGAACACAAGCAAAAGCACAGGCUUCAAACCUCUGCGUCCUUGGGUAACUUGGCGCCUCCAACUCCUCUUACGCCGGAAGACUUUCAGCAUAUGCUACCGGCAACCACGAGCGAUAGUCAGCUUAAUCUUGCUUCACAACGACUGGCAGACAACCAGGGUCUCUUCCCAGUCACUCAGCCGAUGCAGAUCAACGUUGCGUCGCCACCUGAGACGCCAUUGACCAUGGAUAUGUUUUCGACAAUACAAUAUCAAGGUCUUGCGCCUCCCUUGUCGGCGCCUCCGCAGUACGCGUCAUUCACAGAAUAUUCGCCACUUUCCAGCGAGCCAAUGACUGCAGUAAGCUGGGCUGUGUCAACGCCUGAUACCUCUGUGUUUCCGGGAAGCGUGCAGUCUCAACGGCAACAGCAGCAACAACCACCGCCUAACUAUAUUUACGAACAAGACGACGAACAGCGAGAGGCUAAAUGGUCAUUGAGCGAGGAAGGCUCCUCUCUUUAUGGAUCAACGAAGGCGUCGGCGACACCGCCGGCUAGUAUGAUGACGGGCAGCGAAGAACAAGACCAGAACAUGAAGUUUCACAUCCACGAAUUCCCCGAGCAGCAAGAAGCGCAUCGAAAUGUGGCGCAGCAAUUGGCGCCUCAAAUACCGAAGAACUACACGUUUUCGAAUCAGACACCUAGCGACUUCUAA